Molecule: messenger RNA, 690 nt
Organism: Naegleria fowleri
Lineage: Eukaryota; Heterolobosea; Eutetramitea; Acrasida; Naegleriidae
Exons: 1
Coding region: 1-690 (229 amino acids)
Molecular function (GO): protein binding
Source: RefSeq, a predicted model, not a curated record
AUGUCCACAGCCCAACACCUUCCUCAUGACAUUCUCUUUCAUAUUUUCACGAAUUACAGCACACCCGAUCAAUACAUGAAUGCAUUGAUGCUUGUUUGUAAGCAUUGGAAUGAACUCACACAUUAUGAAAUGUUUUGGGUGGCUACUCUCAAACAAUCGCUCCGAUCUCAAAUUCAAUAUUCAUCAAAUGUUGAAAUUCAUGAAAUGGAGAAUCUAUGGAACGACACGUCGUCGACAAGUCCUGGAAUGAUUACAAUGAAAGAUAUUCAGAAAGAACGAGAACGUUUUAUUAAAUCCAUGGAAACAAGAGAGAAUAUUCUCAUCAUCAAUUUGCUGCCGUUUACAAAAAGAAAAGAAACCAAUGAUGACAUAUUUGGCAAUGUGUACAAGCAACGUACCGUUCAAUUUUUGCAAGAAAGAUCUAAAAGAAGAGUUGCAUUGGAGUUGUUGAAAAUGAUCAUUUCCGUUCAAAAGCUCUCUCCUUUCAUCAAUCCAGAAGAGAUUUUUGAUGCACAUUUUGAAAAGGUUUGGGAAAAGGAUGUGAUACAGUUUAUUGAAAAUCAUCCAAUCUAUGACAGAGAUCAAAUAUGUAGCAUUUCAAUAUUGAAUCCAUCUGAGACUGUGUGUCAUCUUUUCGUGAAGAGUUGUCGAUUGUAUUUGAGAUCUUGGAACUUUUUAGAAAAAGAGUGA